UCCCAUUGCAAGUUUCGUCCAAACUUUCCCAACGCCCCCCACCGGCGGCUGCUCAGUUGUCGUCUUGUCGGUGGUCGCCGCCCAGAAAUCCAGAAUCAGCAUCGCAUCACGUCGCCUCGACGAAAUCGCGGCCUAGCCACCUCCCUGAAACCCUAGGGGCUCUCCCCUCGGUUCCUCCGCCCGCGCCAUGUCGUCGUCCCGCGUGGCGGAGAUCGAGGUGGUGGUGGCCGACGGCGGCUCCAGGAAGGGGAAGGAGGAUGAGGAGGAGCGGCGGCGGAAGAAGCAGCGGCAGCAGCAGAAGGGCGGGGCGGAGCCCGAGCCGGACCCCGUGGUGGACGUCUACUCGGCCGCGGCGUACGGGGACCUGGAGCGGCUGCGCGGGUUCGUGGAGCGGGAGGGCGGCGCCGCGUCGCUCGCCUCGCCCGACGGAAACGGCUACCACGCGCUCCAGUGGGCCGCGCUCAACAACUACCCCCACGUCGCGCUCUACAUCAUCGAGCACGGGGGCGACGUGAACGCGCAAGACCAUGCGCAGCAGACGGCGUUGCACUGGGCCGCGGUGCGCGGGGCCACGGCCGUGGCUGACGUGCUGCUGGAGAACGGCGCGAGGCUGGAGGCAGGCGAUGUGAAUGGCUACCGGGCAGUCCAUGUUGCAGCUCAGUAUGGCCAAACGACAUUAUUGCAUCACAUUGUCUCGAAGUAUGGUGCAGACUUUGAUGCUCUGGACAAUGAAGGGAGGAGCUCAUUGCACUGGGCUGCUUACAAGGGAAAUGCAGAUACAAUCAGAUUACUGCUGUUUAUGGAUGCUAAUCAAGUAAGGCAAGACAAAAAUGGUUGUACUCCCUUACACUGGGCUGUCAUAAGAGGAAAUUUGGAGGUUUGCACUCUUCUUGUACAUGCUGGCACCAAGCAGGAACUAAAACUGAAGGAUAGCGGCGGGUUUACUCCUUUGCAACUUGCAGCCGACAAGGGUCAUCGGCAUCUUACCAAUAUUCUUUCUAAUUCUACGAAAGCAAGCUUUGGAGACAAGUACUGCUUAGGGCAGCUGGGGAAGGCUGGAUAUGCACCUAUCCUGUUUUCUUACCUUGUUAUCCUCAUGAUCCUUUUCCUGAACUCAAUUGUUUUCGCACCUGAUUUUUCUAGAAUCACUGCCGCUGUUGGUCUUUGGUCAUGGGUUGCUAUUUCUCUUGCCUUGGUAUCACAAGUGGUGUUCUACAGACUUAGCAGAAAAAAUCCAGGCUACAUCAAAGCAAAUACCAAGGGUCUUGAUCCAAAGGAACCACUCAUGGCGAUUGAUCUCAGUUCCCCUACUUGGACAGGCAGUUGGUCUCAGCUGUGCCCUACCUGCAAGAUAAUUCGCCCUGUGCGCUCCAAACACUGUCCAACUUGUAAGCACUGUGUUGAACAGUUUGACCAUCACUGCCCCUGGAUAUCGAACUGUGUUGGAAAGAGAAAUAAGUGGGACUUUUUGGUGUUUCUCUGUAUGGGGAUAACUACAACCCUUCUGGGGGCAGCUGUUGGAUUCCAGAGACUUUGGACGGAGCCCAUUAUACUCUCAUCUUCUGAGUCGUGGACUCACUUCAUGGUGACAAAACAUCCUGGUGCCGUAUUGUUCAUGUUCAUGGACAUCUUUUUAUUAACUGGAGCUCUAAUUCUGGCGGGAGCACAAGCAACACAGAUUGCAAGGAAUCUCACAACUAACGAGGCAGCAAAUCAAUCGCGCUACUCCUACCUUCGUGGGCCUGACGGACGCUUCAGAAAUCCUUACAACCAAGGCUGCCGGAGGAACUGCGCUUAUUUUCUUGUUAAUGGAUACAGCAACGAUGAGGAGGCUGCAUGGCCGACCCUUCAACAAACAUUACAACUAAGCUAAGGUUAUUUCUUCUGCUUGAAGCGUGAAUUUUUUCUCUUUGAGAACACCCGGUGCUGAAAACUCUCUACAUGUACGAUCAUCUAUCCGAGAUGACUUGCUGCCCCUGUUGCACUCCAAAAAAAGUUGCUACACAUGUGAGAGGAGGUUUUGUAAUUCUAACAGCGGCGGCUGUGUCGGGCUAGACGUUUGUUGUUGGAGGUGCUGGGUAUGAAUAUGCAUACGGUGGAAGUGUAAAAAGGGGGUGAUAUUUUUUGUUCA
Molecule: messenger RNA, 2131 nt
Organism: Brachypodium distachyon (stiff brome)
Lineage: Eukaryota; Viridiplantae; Streptophyta; Magnoliopsida; Poales; Poaceae
Product: probable protein S-acyltransferase 23
Exons: 13
Coding region: 188-1873 (561 amino acids)
Biological process (GO): protein palmitoylation
Cellular component (GO): Golgi membrane
Molecular function (GO): palmitoyltransferase activity; protein binding
Source: RefSeq, a predicted model, not a curated record